Molecule: messenger RNA, 1369 nt
Organism: Larimichthys crocea (large yellow croaker)
Lineage: Eukaryota; Metazoa; Chordata; Actinopteri; Sciaenidae
Product: zona pellucida sperm-binding protein 4
Exons: 8
Coding region: 46-1305 (419 amino acids)
Biological process (GO): prevention of polyspermy; binding of sperm to zona pellucida
Cellular component (GO): egg coat
Molecular function (GO): structural constituent of egg coat; acrosin binding
Source: RefSeq, a predicted model, not a curated record
CACAGUUGUUGCAGUUUUGGCCAGUGUGUGGUUACUAAUACCAUAAUGGAGCUUUUCAACUGUCUGUUUGGUGUUGUUGUGGUGGUUGUUGUUUUGGCUUGCGAUGUUACUGCGCAACUUCCUUGGAUGCUGCCUGUGCAGAAGCACCAACCUCCUCAUCCUUCUCAACUCCCUCCACAACAGCCGAAGGUCCCUCCACCUGCAGCUCCCUUUGAUAAAUGCCAGGUGGACGGGGGUGAGAGGAUCCAGUGUGGGCCUCAAGAUAUCACUGCAGAGCGGUGUGAAAACAUAAACUGCUGCUUUGAUGGGUGGCAGUGCUACUAUGGGAAAGCAGUGACUGUGCAGUGUACCAGGGAUGGCCAGUUUGUGGUGGUCGUAGCUCGUGCUGCCACUGUGCCCCACAUAGAUGUGGAUUCAGUCAGCCUGCUAGAAACAAACGACCCCUCCUGUACCCCGGUCGACUUCACCUCUGCCUUUGCAAUUUUUCAGUUCCCUGUGACUGCAUGUGGUACUACAUUCAAGGAGGAAGAGGGUUACGUGGUGUAUGAGAACCACAUGUCUUCCUCAUAUGAAGUGGGACUUGGCCCCCGAGGAGCAAUCACCAGGGACAGCCAUUUUGAGUUGUUGUUCCAGUGUCGCUAUUCUGCCACAGCGGUGGAGGCUCUUGUCAUGGAGGUGAACAGCGUUCCUCCACCUGUGCCCGUCGCUGCUAUGGGACUCCUCAGAGUGGCGCUGAAAAUCGGCAAUGGACAGUGUCACUCAAAGGGUUGUGUGGAAGAAGAGGCAGCGUAUAGCUCCUUCUACACGCCGGAUGACUACCCGAUCACUAAAGUGCUGAGGGAACCAGUCUAUGUUGAAGUGAACAUCCUGGAGAGGUCUGAUCCAAACAUCAUCCUGAACCUGGAGCACUGCUGGGCCACUUCCACCCCUAGUCCUAACAGCCUGCCACAGUGGGACCUUCUGGUUCAUGGGUGUCCCUACCAAGAUGACCGAUACUUGACCACAGUGGUUCCUGUGGGUGGCUCCUCUGGGCUCCCUUACCCAACACACUACAAACGUUUCAUCGUUAAAAUGUUCACGUUUGUGGAUCAGAACACCUACAGUACUAACAAAGAUUCGGUGUAUAUCCAUUGUGCUACAGCAGUAUGUUAUCCCAGCAGCACAAACUCUUGUGAGCAGCCAUGCCACCGGCAACGAAGAGCUGCAGUGAGGAAAAGUUCCUCUAAUCGGCAGACUCUUGUGUCAAGUGGAGAAGUGAUCAUGACAGAACAGAAGACUCCAUCUACUAACAUCAAAUCGAGAUGACAAUCCACUGGCAGCCAUAUCUGGCCCUGACUUUUAAUAAAAGCUUGUUAAAAGCUCAUGCUUA